Messenger RNA from Globicephala melas (long-finned pilot whale), 4291 nucleotides. It is a transcript of the gene ORAI2, whose product is annotated as ORAI calcium release-activated calcium modulator 2. Gene Ontology annotation, cellular component: membrane. The record is from RefSeq and is a predicted model, not a curated record. Gene Ontology annotation, molecular function: store-operated calcium channel activity. Lineage: Eukaryota; Metazoa; Chordata; Mammalia; Artiodactyla; Delphinidae. Gene Ontology annotation, biological process: store-operated calcium entry.
UUCACCAUUCCCGGGGAGAGGUUCCCUGCAGUCUCGGACGGAAGGAGCCAGAGGCACCGCAGAAACACUUUCUCCUCCAGUGCUCUGCCCACUGGGAACAGCUCUCGGCGCGCCAAGCAUGCUGCACCCGGGUUAGGACCCGGCAGGUCUCGCUGGGACUUUGGGCUGGCUCCCACCAUGAGCGCCGAGCUCAACGUACCUGUGGACCCCUCCACUCCCGCCUGCUCGGAGCCCGGCCACAAGGGCAUGGAUUACCGGGACUGGGUCCGCCGCAGCUACCUGGAACUGGUCACCUCCAACCACCACUCUGUGCAGGCCCUCUCCUGGAGGAAGCUCUACCUGAGCAGGGCCAAGCUGAAGGCCUCCAGCCGGACGUCCGCCCUCCUCUCGGGCUUUGCCAUGGUGGCCAUGGUGGAGGUGCAGCUGGAGACUCAGUACCAGUACCCGCGGCCGCUGCUCAUCGCCUUCAGCGCGUGCACCACGGUGCUGGUGGCCGUGCACCUGUUCGCGCUGCUCAUCAGCACGUGCAUCCUGCCCAACGUGGAGGCCGUGAGCAACAUCCACAACCUCAACUCCAUCAGCGAGUCUCCGCACGAGCGCAUGCACCCCUACAUCGAGCUGGCCUGGGGCUUCUCCACCGUGCUGGGCAUCCUGCUCUUCCUGGCCGAGGUGGUACUGCUCUGCUGGAUCAAGUUCCUGCCCGUGGACGCGCGCCACCAGCCCGGCCCUCCACCUGGCCCCGGGGGCCACACGGGCUGGCAGGCCGCCCUGGUGUCCACCAUCAUCAUGGUGCCCGUGGGCCUCAUCUUCGUGGUCUUCACCAUCCACUUCUACCGCUCGCUGGUGCGCCACAAAACCGAGCGGCACAAUCGCGAGAUCGAGGAGCUGCACAAGCUCAAAGUGCAGCUGGAUGGGCACGAGCGCAGCCUGCAGGUGGUGUGAGCGUGUGCGCUCCUGGGCGGGGCCGAUGCUGUGUGUCCGCGGCCGCGUCAGCUCAGCGUCCACGCCUCGCUGGGAGGGAACAGAAAUCGCUUGCAGUAUGGGGAAUUUCAGAAAUGCAAAUUGCCAACGGGGCUGCCGAGACACUGCCAGGUGGUUCAAGACCAAAGUUCUACUCCUGUCUUCAUGCUGUAAGACCUGGAUCGUUUUCCUUCAGAAGAUGGAAAUCUUCAGUUAAAUGGGAGACUGAUGCUAAGAGCUCAGGGGAAAGAAAGGACGAGUCCUUGGCCCUGGGCACUUCCUGAGGCUGGAGGCCGGGCUCCGAGUAGCACCGGGUGGUCACGGGUCACCUUGGAGACCUGGAGCGAGCGGCCGGCGGGGGCCGGGAGCCUGGCAGGGACCUGGAGAGUCGGGGUAGCACCAUGGGUUCAGGGAAGGGAUUGCCCCGUGACUCCUGAGCUGGGCUGGUGGCAGCCGGGUGGCACGUCUGAUGGCACCACCCUGCUACGAUUAGACGGGGCACAGGCUUACAGCUUGGUCUGGUGCUUCCCUCCCUGCCCUGGAGGGAGCUGGGCGGCCUGGCUCGUGGGGCUGGGGAAGGAAGGCAGGAGCCCAGGGCACGUGGCCCAGCAGGCGUCAGACUUGCCAGGCCCUGGGGGAGCCGUCCAAGGGCGGAGGCCAGUCUGUGGGCGCCCACUGGAGGUGGCUGUUAACUGAGGGGUGCUCUGAGGCACACUGGGCUCAGAUUCUUUCUUCCCUGCCAGCUGGAUCCUUGGCCACAUUGACCCAGCGAGGCCCCCAGGCUGGGGAAAGGGCCCAAAGUCCAGAGGCCUCCGUCUCUCGGCCACAGACUGUCCCCUGAGCCGCCAGCUGACCCUCCGGGCUGUGGCUGCAGAAGGCAGGGGCACUCUCGCCCAGGCACCCGGGCCCGCCCACCUCCCUGCUGCCUGUGGCCCCCGGCAGCGGGAGGGGGCAGCCAGGGGACUUCCUGUCUAGACAAGGCCGUGGCCGGGCCUGGUCUGUGGGUGGUAGCAUCAGCGGCCAGCCCUGGCCAAACGUGGGUCCUGCUUAUAAUGACGGCAGGGAAGGUGAGACCCUGUGGAGCGCUCCCCUCCUGGGCCUCCUGGCCGCAAGCACAGGCCCAGCUCACACUUCUUUGCAGCCAUGCACAGCACAGGUUCUGGUGUUUUUCAGAAGGGCGUCUGGUAGACCUGAGCCCAUGUUCUUGGACCGAACACACACAUGCUACAGCUCAGCUUACGUGUGAGCCUGCUGCGCCCUGGGCCGCUUUUAAGAACCACAUUUACCACACUGGCCAGCAGCCACCAGAGAGUGGUGCCUUUUCUUUUUGUUUCACAGUCACUGGACUUCAUGCUCUGACGGCAUUUCUGUCCACAGCCUGACAUCUCUGUGGGGUCUGGGUUGCCUGUACCAAGAAGUGCGGGCAAGCCUGGCUGAGGUUUCUGGGACUGUGACAUCCUGUUGAGAACCUGAACCUUAACACGUAACUGAAUGCUGAGAAUCACCAGUGCAAGUCAUGGCAUUUACGGGGAGCCUGGACAUCGUGUCUUGCUGGGCCGGAGGAGAGCCCUAGCGCCUUCCAAAGGGCGUGUCCCUCGCAUCCUCUGCAGACAUCUGUCGUGACUUGCUUGCUCCCUAGCGCAUGUCUCCUCUCCCAGAGCCUUGCUGAAAAGGCUCGUCUGGUGUAAUGCGUUUGCUUUGCAAAAGAAUGUCAGCGGCACUGCAAGACGGCCACUUUGUGUCCUGGCAGGGACUGGAAAGGCUGGCUCCUCCCCACUGCUGGGAGGGGACGGCAGCCCCUUCCUCUGGCCUCAGGCUUUUGAGAGGGGCCUUGUUGGGCUCACUUCGGUCACCUUCCUGGGCCAUCUGGUGCCCCUGCCCUGUGUGCCAGGCCCACAGAGUGCCGAGCUCCCCAGACUGCGGCGAGCACACUCUGGGCGUCAGCCAGUGGCCAGCUGUUACACCUGGCCCAUGGGCAGUUUUUCUAGCCUGGCCACAUCAGGGUCAGACACUAGGUGCCAGUGACAGUGCCACGUGGGUAGGAAAGAUGCCACAUAAUCAUGUUUUCGACACUGAUGAGGAGAAUAAUGUUCUUGUAAUUUCUUGUUCUUUCUUCCAGCGAGCUCUCCCAGCUCCAGCCUUUCUAGUUCCCAGAGGCAUGAGGCAAACUGAAUUUGUGAGAACAGAGAUGACUGUGGGCCUGGGGACUGAUGAUCGGGGGGGCGCCCUCAGGACUGGAGAAUAAGCUGCUAUUUGGAGCUGCAGCAGGGCAGUCUGCGGAGGGGAGGGAAGCAAAUUGCAGCCUAGAAAUUUGGUUUCUGGAGGCCUAACCUGACUGUGAAGGGGGUUCCAAGUGCAGUGGCCUUUCUGUGUUGAGAGGCGCCACAGGCCGCCCCGGAGCCAGCGUGGGCUCGCCCUGUUUUCCUCUGAGCAGAGCCUUCCUGGUGCUCAUUAAAACAAGUGCCCGCAGAUACGCUGAGGCCCCUUCCAAAGUGGAACACGGUUUCCGUUUAGUACCUGACCAGGAGUUUCAAAACUCCAGCGUUUCUAUUUUAGACAGACUGCCAGGGCAGAAUGUAUUUCAGUGUCUCUUCCAGGAAGGUCUGUUGAGGAUAAAACUGCCUAAGCCUGGGCAGAUCGAGGCUCAUCUGCACUGCUCACCUGUCUUGUGCUGAUUGAUUCAUUAUGCAUGACGCUGUGGAGACCACAUGCGGUGUGCACACCCCCUGUCCUGUGUAUGGAUUUUUAAAACAGUUGCCCUGGACUGAACUGAAUAAAUAAGUACUUAAGUUAUGAACUGCUCUCUGCUCUUGGUGGAGCACUGUGGAGAGAGGUGAUGCUUGGGAGCCCCUCCCUGCCAACCGCUGGUCACCAGGGUUCCGUAUCCUGCACCCCAUGGGGUCAAGCAUGACCCGGGCAGAGUGCAACUCUGAAGCUGUCAGCAGCUCUGAAGUCAGUAGUAACAGUAAUAACCUCACAUCUUCUACCCAUCCUGUUCUCCAAUCCAACACGGUCCCUAAAUGAAGGGCCUGGGAGUUCCCUGGCAGUCCAGUGGUUAGGACUCUGCGCUUUCACUGCCGUGGGCCUGGGUUCAGUCCCUGGUCAGGGAACUAAGAUCCUGCAAGCUGCGUGGCAUGGCCAAAAGUAAAUAAAAUAAAAAAUAAUAAAUAAAUAAAUGAAGGGCCUGCAGGCUGGGACAUCGGGCAACCUUGUUAAGAGAGACAGAUAAAGGAGAAAAUGACCUGAAGUGGUACCAACGAGUUUUAAGCUCAAAGUAUGCCACUGCCCUCAAGCUGUGACAAACUAAACAACCCAAGCAAGUGGCCGCGGC